Messenger RNA from Rhizophagus irregularis DAOM 181602=DAOM 197198, 1601 nucleotides. The record is from RefSeq and is a predicted model, not a curated record. Lineage: Eukaryota; Fungi; Glomeromycota; Glomeromycetes; Glomerales; Glomeraceae.
AGAAGUCUUAAUUAUACUUGUAAAAUCAUGAGAUUGACAAAUUUAUUAGGCGGAAAUCGUCGUAGCGAACCUAAAUAUCUUUUGGGAUUAAAAAUUUUUACAAUGAUCGUGCUCAUAUCUGGUUUGACAGGUUAUCUCGCUGUUUUAAUAGUUGAUGUAAACCAAGAUGCUCCAAUUAUAAUAACUUCUUAUGUUAAUGUUGAUGGCGUUCGAGCUCCAAAUUUGCAUUUUGGUGGUGUUUAUAAUUCUAGUAUUUCCUGUCAAGAAGUUCAUAUGGUGAAUGAUAUGCUUGCACCACCAGUAGAUUGCUUAGAAGACACAAAACUAUAUUACGAUGAGAAAAUAAAUCACUAUAUUACAAGUUACCAACCGAUAAAAAAUGUUUUUUUCAGUAAGAAAUCAUUAUAUUAUGUAACUUUGAAAUUAGUUAUUAAUGAAGAAUUUACACUUGAAAAACCUUGGGACAUGACGUUAAUGGCUUAUGAUCCAGAAAAAGACUUUUUUUAUCAAGGAAGAAGUGACUUUGUUGAAGAAUCAAUUUUUACAUUGAACACUUAUUCAAUAAUGCCAAGUCAGGAUUACAGAUUUACUUAUUCUAAUAUAAUUAGAGAAGUUAUAGUACCAAGUUGGAUGAAUGAUUUUGGUGUUCCUCCAAAAUAUGAACGAAAACCAUAUAUCAUAUCUGAUUUAGUUGGAAAUCCAAUAGUACAAGACAAAACAUCAGAGCAGAUUAUAAGUUUUACUAUACAACCUAAGUAUUCUAAUACCAUUCAAAUAGAUAAAGAACUCAGAACACAUACAUACUUAAGUGGUUUGGGUUUAAUAGGUGGUGCGUGGGGAUUAGCUGCAGCAAUUUAUACAUUUCUUUUUGGCGCGAACAUCUUACAACCAUGGGGAGCCGUACAAUCGCAUUGUUGCGGAUUUUCUCGUUUGACACAAAAUAAGCUUAAAGAUUCCCUACCGACUGUUCCAUUUUCUGAUGAUCCUAAUACUAAAGAUCAAAUAAAUUCUCUUUCUUUAGCCGAGCAAAAUAAAUUGUUUCUAUUGAGACUUAAUAGUUUAGAGUUAUUUCUACAAGAAUACGUCGUUGAUGUACAAUAUUUAGAUAGAAUUCGUGAUAACGUAGACACAACGAAUAAUACGGAUGAUAAUCAAAAUACGAAUUCAGCAUCUUUUACUACAUCUGAGACCAUAUCAUCACAGCAACAAAAUGAAAAUUUAGCGAUUACAAUACCACCAAAUUUAACUCAAACCUUGACAGCUGAUUCUACACCACAAUCAAAUAAAACUUAUGCUGCCGAUGCACCACAUGAUGAUAUUUCGUAAUAAACUACUCAACAACAAUUAGGAUCAUAGAUUAAUAAUUUAUUAUUUAGCAUUUUUUAAUAAUCUUACAUGUUAUUUUUUAAUUUUGCUAAAACAAGAAAUUCUUAUUAUUUAUGUAAUGCAAAAAUGUUUACCUAUUUAUUUUUACACCUCACAGCAAAAGGGGCUUCGGGUCAACAAAUCAACUUUAAUCUUUUAUAAUAGUCAAAUGCUUAUGAACCUAUUUGUAAAUUUUUUUAUCAUAACUAUUUAUUAAUAAAGAAGUGAGACAUUUU